This is a messenger RNA of Vespula vulgaris, 1235 nucleotides long. RefSeq names its product D-amino-acid oxidase (gene Daao2). The record is from RefSeq and is a predicted model, not a curated record. Gene Ontology annotation, molecular function: D-amino-acid oxidase activity; FAD binding. Bases 134 to 1165 code for a protein of 343 amino acids. Lineage: Eukaryota; Metazoa; Arthropoda; Insecta; Hymenoptera; Vespidae. The transcript has 7 exons.
UUAAUUGUGUUACAAUUAUUCAAAUAAAACCUGAUCGAUAAUUAAUUGAUUCAUCGGGAUACUGUUAUAUGAAAAAAAAAAAAAACAAAAAAAAGAAAAAAAAAUAUUCUUUUUAUUAAAUUAAAAAAAGAAAAUGCGCGUUGCAAUCGUCGGAGCUGGUGUUAUCGGUUUGACGAGCGCAUUGGCGUUGAAAGAAACUUUUCCGAAAUAUCAAGUGACCAUUUUUUCCACAGUGUUUACACCAAAUACAACGGGUGAUGGUAGCGCAGGCCUAUGGGGACCAUUUUUACUCGGCGAUACCCCCAAAGAAGAUAUUUUCAAAUGGGCAGGAAAGACGCACCGUUUGUUUGAAAAAUUUUGGAGAACUGGCCUAGCCAAGGAAACUGGUCUAUGUCUUGUGCCGAUAACUCGUGUGACCAGUGAAAACGAUACGAACGAAACAGCAUGGUUUAAAUUGGUCUAUGGUAUUCAUUCUUUAACUACCGACGAAUUAAAAAAAUUGAACGAGGAACAUAAAAGCAAUUAUGUAAAUGGAUGGCAUUUCGUGACGUAUACCUGCGAGCCUACUCGUUUUUUACCUUGGCUAACGAACAAAUUUCUCGCAUUGGGUGGUGAAUUAAAGAGAAGAACUAUUCGUGACUUAGGUGAAUUGAUCGACGAUGGCUAUGAAAUUGUUAUAAAUUGCAGUGGUCUUGGAGCACGAGAACUUGUCAAUGACGACACUGUCACAGCAGUGAGAGGUCAAGUUUCUAGGGUAAAAGCACCAUGGGUGAUGCAUUCUUUCCUAGUGGACGAUAACGAUUGCUAUUACGUUAUACCAAAUACAAACACCGUCGUCUUAGGAGGUACUCAUCAAGAAGGGGAUUACGAUCUCAAAGUACGAGAAAAGGACACAAAAUUCAUUUACGAAGGAUGUCAUCGUAUUCUUCCAUCUUUAAAGAAAGCUGAGAUAUUAAGAUCAUGGGUCGGCCUUCGACCUGGAAGACCAAAAGUUCGUUUGGAAGCAGAGAUUUUAGAGUCCAAAACAAACGGUAAAAAGUGUCACGUGAUACAUAAUUACGGUCAUGGUGGUGCCGGUCUUACUUUGAGCUGGGGAUGUGCAUUGGACGUCGUUGAAAUUGUUCAAAGUAUCGAUCGAAAUGGAAUACAACAUUCGAAAUUGUAAUUUCAUUAAAAAGAAAGUAUAGUCGCUAACGUGCACGAUAGAAAUUUGUUAUAAAUUUUAUAAGAAGAAA